Messenger RNA from Haliaeetus leucocephalus (bald eagle), 2704 nucleotides. It is a transcript of the gene NR0B2, whose product is annotated as nuclear receptor subfamily 0, group B, member 2. Bases 951 to 1775 code for a protein of 274 amino acids. Gene Ontology annotation, cellular component: nucleus; cytoplasm. Lineage: Eukaryota; Metazoa; Chordata; Aves; Accipitriformes; Accipitridae. The record is from RefSeq and is a predicted model, not a curated record. Gene Ontology annotation, biological process: negative regulation of transcription by RNA polymerase II; circadian rhythm. Gene Ontology annotation, molecular function: transcription corepressor activity; transcription factor binding. The transcript is spliced from 2 exons.
CCCCUCGGUCCCUUCUGUGUCCUCCCCGCUCCUUGGCGGGCCAAGGAUCUGGCCUUUCCUCCGGCUGAGUUACCGCCAUCCCGGGGGACACCCUCUGCCACAGCAAUCCCUCGCCCUGCCACCAGGCCCCUUGGAAAUCAGCCAUUAGAAGCUCAAUUCCUGCCUCUAAUUUGGCCAAUGGGUAAAAAUACCUGGUAAUUCAAGAUGAAAAAUCUGACAAUUUGCCCUUCCCCUGGCCCGUGUUUCCUCUGAGAGACAUGAACCGAUGGACGGGCCCUGCCUGGAAUUGAAUACUACAGUCUGUCAGAUCGCUGGGUUCCUAACGACAUGUGGCUCCUGUCAGCAAGGUUACGCAAACAGCCGCUGAUAAAACGACUUCCAGGUUGCUCUUUCCAAGGCCGGAGCGUACAGGCCGUUGAACACAGGGCCCAGAUGAGAGAGAGUGUGUGUGUGUGUGUGUGUGUGAACCUCCUGGCAGCGACACACACCGUACGGCACUGCCCGAUGACAGCUGGGGCCUUGGUGCCAUGGUACAGGCUGGGUUAAUGACUUUGUUUAUACUGUUGGGGUGAUGGUGAUAAGGCUGCCCAACCCGCCAUCCCCCUCCCUGCACCGCUGGCGCUUCAUUGAGAAAACAGCCGUUGACGCCGCGCCGAGAACUCGUUUGCCCCAGCCAAUCAGCCCAGGGAUGGCUGGGGUUUUUUUGUUGUUUUUUUUUUUUUUUUUAAUGAGGACUGCUUAAUCACAGAGCGGUCAAGGCUGUGGAGGGGUGUUUCACUGGUGACCCAGCCUUAUAAGAGCUGCUUUGAGCAGGCACGGGCUGGCAGAGCCGAGAGGACGGGGAGAGAAUCCAGCCUGCGACAGAGGGUUUGGGAGGGAUUUUACGUCUCUCUCCCAUCUGCUGUAGCAGGACCUGAGUUUCACCGAGGAUCCGGCCACUCGGCACAGUUAUGACCACCAGCGGCAUGGACGUGGACUGUGAGAGGUGCCAGUGCCACAGCGACGACAAGCGCACCGCCAUCCUCUACACCCUCCUCAGCCAGAACCUCAACCAUAGCCGGGGCAGCCGCAGCCCAGCCCACCAGCGCUGCCUCUGCCACCAGCGCCGGACCGUCUGCCUCCGCACACCCCACGUCACCUGCCAGGCAGCCUCCAACGUGCUGGUAAAAACCAUCAACUUCAUGAAAAACCUCCCUUCCUUCCACCUGCUGCCGCGAGAGGAUCAACUCCUGCUGCUGGACAGCUGCUGGGUCCCUCUUUUCCUCCUGGGGCUCGUCCAGGAGAUGGUGACCUUCGAGGUGAUGGAGACCCCGGCCCCCAGCAUGCUUAAGAAGAUCCUCCUCGACGGCCAAAGCAAACGAGAGGAGCCCGAGCGGAUGCAGCCCACGCUGGCCGCCGUGCAGCGGCUACAGUGCUGCCUCAACACCUUUUGGAGCCUGGACCUGAGUCCCAAGGAAUAUGCCUACCUGAAAGGAGCCAUUCUCUUCAACCCCGAUGUCCCUGGGCUGAGGGCCUCCCUGUACAUCGAGAGCCUCCAGCGGGAAGCCCAGAGAGCGCUUCAGGAGGUCCUGCAGCCCCUGCACCCCAAGGACCAGGGCCGCUUUGCCCGCAUUUUGCUGAUCACCUCCACCUUAAAAUCGAUCCCUCCCACCCUCAUCACAGAUCUCUUCUUCCGACCUGUCAUCGGCAACGCUGACAUCGUCGAGCUCAUCGCAGAAAUGCUGUACGAAAUAACCGGCGGGCAGCUGGCUCCUGCGGCACACGUGGCUUGCUGAGCAACCGUGCUUGCCCGCUGGCCCCGUGGAUGCUCCCCAUGCCUCGGCGGGCAGCAAAGCGAAUCUGGGAGCGGGGAUUUAGCGAGAGAAGUGCUCUGGACUCUGCGGGGAAUUGCGCGUUUCGGUAGGGCUGAGGUCAGGGGAUUCAGCCAGGCUGCAGCAGAGCGCAUGGAGAAACGGCUCUGGUUCAGCAGAUGUUUACAGCAGCUCCUGCUCCACCUGUGCCCGUCUCCGUUUCAGGGAUCGUGUGUGUGGGUGAGGGGUUUCUUUCCCUGUUUGUAGCCAGAGCCACCAGCCAACUGCAAACAGAGCACAGAGCGGGUCGGGUUAGAGCCCGGUCCUGGUUUUUACUCAACAAAUCCUUGGUCCUAUUGAAAUCAAUGUGCAUUUUGCUGUUGACUCCAAGAGAUGAGGUUUGUCCUCAACUAACAGCUUGAUUCUGAGGUGUUUAGGCACACUGAAAAACAUGUCUUCAGUGGUGUCGCUUACCAAGUGCAAACAUUAGGGAAUUAGGUCUGGGUGAAGUCUUGGUCUGUCUAUUGUGCUUGAAAUCUUAGAAAUAUUCAUGAAAGAUCUUCCUCAGGCACCAAGAGGGAAAAAGCCAGAGUAUUAAAUCUUACAGGGUGUACAGAUUCACCCCUCUUACUUUUUCUUAGAUUGUUUCUUUUCUCCGCAAUGCCAUGAAAUACAACAGGACUGCUCGCAGGGCAAUGGGUUACCUAAGACCACCUAAACCUAUUGCACAUCAUUUUGGGCUGUAGGCUUACCUCUGUUUGUGUGACAAUAAGUGAACCCUGAGCUGUGAACGCUGCAGAGAUGAGCGGAGCUUGUUUGGUGGUACAACCAAAUGUCCCUCCCUGGAGUUACAGCCAGGUGCAAGCGUAGCAUGCCUGGAAAGCUUGCUCCUCCUGCCUGCAGCUUCUGCAACA